Messenger RNA from Rhizophagus irregularis DAOM 181602=DAOM 197198, 1071 nucleotides. RefSeq lists its product as uncharacterized. The record is from RefSeq and is a predicted model, not a curated record. Lineage: Eukaryota; Fungi; Glomeromycota; Glomeromycetes; Glomerales; Glomeraceae.
CAAACAAUUGAGAAGAGUUUUAUAGUAUAUAUAUAUAUAUAUUUGCAGAAUGCCUCAAAUUUGUCGUCGCCGAAGAAAGUAAAGAAGGUUUAUUGAAGACAAGGGUCAAAAUUUCUUGUAAUUUCGCAACAAUACUAGUGAGAGAUAAAGAAGUUGUUGAAUUAAACGUGAGUGAAAAAUCCGGCCGGUAUAUAGUUUCCAUUGCUAAGAACAAGAAGUGGACUGAUAAAGAUCGUAAAUAUGUCAACUAAAUUAAAGAAACCCUGACGAAUAUAUCUAAAGAUGUCCCAUGACAUUCAAACAGGCACAUCGCAGAAAGGAUGUGAAAGAUCUAUCCUCGGCUGUAAUGAAUAAAGAUCAAGAAUAUUAUGAAGAUAGAUUAAUUUGUAAUAGAGCAAAUAUUUUAUAUUAUUAUAAAUAUGGAGAAGCUCUUGAAAAGAAAAGGAGUAAGAAAGUUAUAAGAAGCUCGGGCGUAGAUUGGGAACAUCACCAGAAACUCAUCAAAUGUGUCGAGAGAUAUGCUGAAGCUCGACAAAAAGUUCUAUCUAUUCCGGGCAUCUCAGUCCUCGAAGAUAUCCAAUAUGCGAUGGCUCUUAUCCACGAGGAAUAUAAGGCCAAUACCUGGCCAGAUAAAUUCAAGAAUAAAUAUAAUUUAUCACUUGCAGAAUCUCCAUUAAAGGAAGCUUUAGUUGCGGCCAGAAUUCUGGAAGAAUAUUCAGACUUAACAACAGUUUUACAUCGAGAUCUUAAUUACGAUUGGCACUGGGCCGUUAAUGAAACUGGAGAAAUGCUUGAUAAGACUAUAGGAUAUGAUUCAUCAUAUGAUGAUCAUCUUGAAGAAAGCGAAGUCAAAAGAAGUGAAUCUAAGAAGAGCUCAACUGAAGCUACAGCAUAUAAUAACUGGUAUUAAAGUCAAAUUAUAAGUUGUUUUAUAAGGCAAUCUUUUAUAGUCCAAAUUUUUGUAUUUUCAUGUAUUCCAUAAUUAAUAAAAUCCUUUUUUAUAUUAGUUAAUAAAAUGCUUAACCUUUUUUUUUGUUCUUUUUUUAUUACAAUAAGUAUGAAUUAAUAAAA